CAAAUAGAGUCGGUGAAUGCAAGCUACCAGGACUCCAUAAAUUACUGGAGUGAUCUUGAUGCUAACUCAACGAUGUUUUAUAAAGAGGUAUCCGAUCUAAUGACAACUUCUAACGACCAGGGCAUCAUGACGGCAUUAAGCCAGGGCUCCAGCUUCAAUGAGUUAACGAUGUCGGUGGUGAAGCAGAUAGAAUGGGACUACAUGCCUCAUCAGUACGACAUCGACAACCACCUUUCUGAUCAGGAUCUUAUCAUUAGCGGCAUCACCGAAACGUACAAUAAUGCAACUGUCGUGGUAGCGGACCUGAAUAACCAAGUCACUCAGUUCCAGAAUGACCUUGUGACAACCGUCCAAUCCAAGGCUGAUCAGAUCGAAGCUUUAUACAAAGAGACAUCUAUCACCCGGCUGAGCAUUGAAGCCAGGCUUGAUGCUAUUGCAGCCAAGCUAGCAAAGAUCGAAAACCUCGUAGACAAAUUCGAACAGCCCGUAAAAUUCUUCGGAAAUGAUUCCAUUAGCCAUGCUGCAGAAGAACCGACCAAUAACACGGUUUAUAACGACUUAGAGCUUGACUUUCAAACCAGUAAUGGAACUUCUGGUUUAUUGUUUCACACCCGGGAGGAAGCUUCCAAUUCCUCUCUGUCGCUGUACAUGCAAGGAGGAAGCCUUAUUUUUGAAUUCAACAUUGACGGCGCGGUGGAGACAGUCAGGAGUAUGGUAGAUGUUUGUGACGGCUGUUGGUUCAGAGUUCAUGCCAACAGGUAUGGAAAUACAGGCCAGUUAACAGUUACCAGGUUGUCGACAGGUGGCACUACGAGUUCAUUCAGCUCCACACCCCUUGAUAUCAAUAUCUACCUUGCUCUUCCUGGACCAUUCUACGUCGGAGGGUUACCAAACGGAGUGGACCCUCACAUGAACAGAGGAUAUUUCGAGGGAUGUGUCUAUAACGUGAUAUUCGAUGGUGUCCAGGUUCCAAUCUGGAAGGCGCGGACCUUAGCAGGAGAGACCGCGUGCUGCUCCAAACCCGUGGAGACUGACACCAGCACCUCCACCAGUGGUGUAACCAUGAACGGCUUCGGCUACGUGGAAUUGAAACAAAACGAUCUUAACUUCGCCGAGACUUCGGGCGUUUCAGUCCAUUUCCGAACCUAUGACACAGAUGCUGUUAUCCUUGCUGUUGACGCUGAAAAAACUGAUGAAUAUUAUGGUAUUUUCUUGAAACAAGGCCAGCUUGUAUUUGAAUACGGAUCAGAUGCUUCCAACAUUUAUGUUAAAACGUCCAAUACUUAUAACGAUGGUGGUUGGCACCAAGUUGUGACCUAUCACAACAGCACCGAGGCGAUGAUAUCAGUACUGAGUCUAAACGACACGGGCUACCAUCUACAGGAGACAGUUAAGUCGAUCUUGGUGACCAGCACCGCGCCCAUGACAUCUCUCGCAUUCGCGAAUGUUUAUCUCGGCGGCGUUGCUCCAGAUUUCAAAGCCAGUUGGUUGCCAGUGGAUCCCUCUUUUGCUGGUUGUCUGAAAGAACUCCAACAUUCCAAGGGGAGCGACCCUCUCUUGUACAUCCGCAACAUUACUGACAGUCUUAUUCAGCAGGAGGGUGUAGACUUGAAAGGAUGCAUCGAUGAAAUUAUUCCUGGUCUCUCCUUCGCAUCUGACACUGCGUACGCUUGGAUAGGUCUGCUACCAGCCACCACGGUCACCUUCAACACAAUACAGUUCCAACUGUAUACAGAGCAACAUGACGGGAUUUUGGUAUAUGUCCAAUCGGCGACUGACCCAACCAUGCACCUUUAUGUAAGUGUAUACGGCGGUAUCGUCUUCAUGAAGAUCGGGGAUGCUGCGCCCAUUUUGACUACAGAUAUGUUCGUCAGCAACGGGCAACAACAGGAUAUUACUAUUGACAUAUCCACAAGCAGCCCCAAGUUGAUCGUGAACGGACAGACAUUUACCAGUCCAGGGACCGUCUCGACAGGUCUAGUUGCCAGCUCCUUCUAUGUUGGAGGCGUACCGAACUCUGUGGUCCUGGACCAUGAUCUGCCGGUACAGGCGUCUCUCCAGGGAGGAAUUGACCAACUAUAUAUCAAUAACAAUCUUCUUGAUUUCUUCCGGGUAUCAAUCAUCCUAGCACAAUCUGGUGCCUCCCUCGCCGGCCUUCCCCUCCCGCCGGACACGCUGCCCUUGCCACCUUUCACGACCACGACCUCCAUACCGACCAGUCCCGCGCCGUCCUGCGCCGUGACUCCAUCAUAUGGCAGCGUGACCGAAGGAGUCCGAUUCGGUGACCAGGAUGUGUCGUACUUGGCGUUCAAUCUCGGUUCAACAUCAAAUCUUUUCACUACCAGCUUUGUCCUGGUGACCGAGUUCCGGGCCCUGGACCCGAAUGGCCUCAUUUACUACGCUGCCAGUAGUGAGAACGAUCCCAGUAGCUGGUUAGCGCUCUACCUUCAGGAUGGCUACCUGACAUUCAGCAUGCAAACCGAUACCAAAGAUUUUAGGACCAAAGGUGUUCAACUGAGCAAGAAAUACGAUGAUGGAAAUUGGUGGGAGUCGACAGUUCUAAGGAUCAACGACUUCGUGGCCUUGAUCGUCACUUCCAGAUCCGAUUACAAAAACAACGAAGUUCCGUCCACGCAGUUCUCAAACCUGAAUGUUAACACUGAUCUAUUCAUUGGAGGUGUGACGCCGAAUAUCACUGGAUAUCCAUUUAACGGGACGAUACCUGUUGGAAAACUUCCAUUCUCAGGCUGUCUCCGCAAGAUGGAACUAAACAGCCACACACAACCAAAUCCGAUCAUAUUUGACCUAUCAGCACCAAGUUAUUCUCAAGGCACAGGACAAUGCUACGCCAACGUCGUACCAGGGGUGUACUUUGCAGGGUCAGGAUAUGCACAUAUAAGUAAUAAUUUCACUGUGGGAAAUUCACUGGAGGUGGAUUUCACUCUAAAGCCAACGGAAAACACCGGUAUCUUAAUGACACUUGUAACGUCCACUGACCACUAUGCUGUGCUGCAGCUCAAUGAUGGGCAGGUUGAGUUGUUGCUUCCAAACGCAUCCAAUACCAGUUCACCAGUCAUCCUCUCUACCUUUCUUCUGUUGAAACCCCACGAUAUCUGUGAUGGCAGCGAGCAUACCCUGUCAGCGCAUGUCAACACCAGCCAUGUCGUCAUCCGUGUAGAUGGUGUCCGACACGUUGCAGCUGUGCCGCCGGAGUCAACAGCCUGGGUCAUGACUCUCGAUGGCGGAAAUCUCUACCUUGCAGGGAAACCGGGUGGUGUAACGAAUCAUUCUGCAGGAAUGGUGACGAACAACUUCUCUGGUUGUGUGACAUCCAUGGCAGUGAAUGGUGACGUGAAGAAUCCCCGCGAGGUUGCUGAACUGACUGGCGCUAUGAUUGGUUGUCCAUCGGGAUAGGAAGGAGUUCUAGAGUGCCAAAGAUGUCACAAACUGUAUAGUCCAUAACUUUCCUCCAGCAGCUUUUAGCUUCCUGUUGAAGUGGCUGUCACAAUCGCUCAGUAUUCCUCCUUAAUUACGUGGAAUGAUACGUGUUAAUUACUUCAGAUAAUUGGGUUUAAAUCAGUUUGAGUUUGCUUGAUUGAGGAAAGUUUGCAGAACGAAUAGAAGGAAGCAAACUACCAAGAUCAAAUUUUGAUAUCUUUUGUACAUCUGUUAGGACAAAACUAAAACAUGUUGCAUAAUUCCGGUAUAGCUCACCAUGAUUGUACCUGGAUGCUGGAUUCUCUCCAUUCUAGAAUAUAUAGAAAACGUAUGAUAUAGAUGUUUAGGCCAAUGCUUGAUAAGACCAGAAGAAUCAGUUUGCCAUAAUGCAACCAAUAGGCCUUCCUCACAGCAAGGGGGUUUGACCUAACAGCCCCUGCAAUUUACAAUCACAUAUGGGGUGCCGAGAUUCCAUCGACUGUGUACGUAUUCAGCAAUCAGACUGUAAGACUA
Molecule: messenger RNA, 3951 nt
Organism: Lineus longissimus
Lineage: Eukaryota; Metazoa; Nemertea; Pilidiophora; Heteronemertea; Lineidae
Product: laminin subunit alpha-2-like
Exons: 18
Coding region: 73-3414 (1113 amino acids)
Source: RefSeq, a predicted model, not a curated record